CACCCUGCCCUCUUCCCCUCUCAUCCCCAUCUGUCCCCUCUGCCACCAUGAGGAACAUUUUCAAGAGGAACCAAGAGCCUAUUGUGGCUCCUGCCACCACCACCGCCACGAUGCCCAUUGGACCCGUGGACAACUCCACCGAGAGUGGGAGUGCUGGGGAGAGCCAGGAGGACAUGUUUGCCAAACUGGAGAAGUUCUUCAAUGAGAUUAACAAGAUUCCCUACCAAGGAGUUCUAUUAUCAGAGUUGCUGUCCAACCUGUACUUGCAUGGGAACCAGAACACGCUGAUGGAGGAGUCGGCAGAACAGGCACAGUGGCGAGAUGAGAUGCUGUGCAUGUACCACGUGCUGAAGGAGGUGCUCAGCAUCAUCGGUGACAUCAACACAACCACCAUCAGCACGCACAUGGGGGCCCGUGGACAACUCCUGGCUGCAGGUGCAGAGCGUCCUUGCCAGAUGCAGGCCUGGUGGCUGUUACAUUGGGCUCCCCAAGGUGAGAAGUGGCCCUGGACCAGUUGGUUGGAAGACAGGUUGGAAGACGACUUGGAAGACAAGUUGGUUGGUGACCAGAGAAGAGGGAAGCCCAAAGGGGCCGAGCGUUGGUCUGACCUGUGGGUACACUGCCAGGGUGCAAUGGAAGAGGCCAGCAUGUGUGGGGUGAGGAGGGCCGCCACAGUCCCCAGGCACUACCUGUGA
Molecule: messenger RNA, 695 nt
Organism: Gorilla gorilla gorilla (western lowland gorilla)
Lineage: Eukaryota; Metazoa; Chordata; Mammalia; Primates; Hominidae
Exons: 3
Coding region: 48-695 (215 amino acids)
Molecular function (GO): GTPase activity; GTP binding
Source: RefSeq, a predicted model, not a curated record